This is a messenger RNA of Tachysurus fulvidraco (yellow catfish), 5496 nucleotides long. Its product is annotated as carbonic anhydrase 2-like. The transcript is spliced from 9 exons. Gene Ontology annotation, cellular component: plasma membrane. Gene Ontology annotation, molecular function: carbonate dehydratase activity; zinc ion binding. The coding region runs from base 172 to 1155 and encodes 327 amino acids. Lineage: Eukaryota; Metazoa; Chordata; Actinopteri; Siluriformes; Bagridae. The record is from RefSeq and is a predicted model, not a curated record.
CGCUGAUUCAAGACACGAAUCAGUCCGAUUUUGUGAACCGGUUCAUCCAGUUCACUGAAAAGAACUGGUUCAAAAAAACGAUUCGUUCACGAACUGGCCAUCACUACUUUUUAUUCUCCUUUCUCACAGUACCGAAAGAACCCCAAUAACAUUACCGAAUUUGGGUGAAGUAUGGAGUCCUGGAUACCUGCUCUAUUAUCUGUCCUCAUACUAAAUCCAUUCAGAACUUCAGCACAUAAAGUUCCACCUCUUAAUUACUGUUACACAGAAGAUCCCUGCGGUCCAUAUCAGUGGGUGAAAUCCUUUCCUUCUUGCAUCACCAAAGACUCUACACUGCAUUCUCCCAUCAACCUGAAACAUGAUGCUAUUAGUAACAACUCUAUCAAUCCUCUGGAUCUGCGAGACUUCGCUGUACGUCAGAGUUCCUGGACUGUAAGGAAUGCCCGUGACACUGUUGUUGUGGAGUUUCAAGCAGGCAUGAGUGUGAAAGGUGGCAGUAUAAAUCAUAAUUACCGAAUCGUUGAGAUGAGAUUCCACUGGGGAUCGAAUAUCACCAACGGAUCAGAGCAUAAACUUGAUGGUCGGAGGUUUCCUAUGGAGAUGCAAAUCGUCGGUGUCGCUCCUGGAUUCGCUGAUGUGGAAGCCGCUUCUGCUAAUCAGUCAGGCCUGCUUAUGCUGGGAGUCUUCAUUGAUAUCGCCUCCGCUGAGAAUAAAGCGUUUAAAGCAUUAUCUCAUGCUGUGUCCAAUGUGAUGUACCCAGGUGAUUCCUUCAACGUGACUCCUCCAGCACUGUCAGACCUCCUUCCUGAGGACCAUAAAUUCUAUCAGUAUAACGGAGGCCAGACCGUUCCGCCCUGCCUCCAGACCGUGACUUGGAUUGUAUUUGAGAAGCCCAUUUUUAUCUCCAGAGAGCAGUAUUUGCCAUUCGUCACACGUCUGUAUUACACGGAUAAGAGCGACACUGCGAAGAAGUUACUGGUGGAAAACUAUCGAUUCAUUCAGCCGAGCUUGAACCGUCAAAUCUUUGUGUCAUCUGCAGUAAAGAUCGACUCUGCCUCUGCCCCUGCCCCUGCCUCUGCCCCUGCAAGCACAGCCGCUCUAAACCAGCACGCAUCCAUCAUCCUGCUCCUCAUCCUCAUCAGCACAAUGCCUUAACAUCAAACAUGAAGCUUUUAUCAUAAUUAUACCUUCCAUUCCAUCAAACCAGCAUCGCUAGAGUGUAUUAAUGCUUUCUAUUUCAAUGCCAGCUCAAAAAUGAACAUAAACGAAACCUAAUAGUUUGGGGGGUUUUUUUACACAUAAAAAAAAAAACAGUUAUAAAAUCUUCUUUACUAAUUUUUGUUCUCAUACUUUUAUUUGAGAGCUUUCACCUGGACAUGGCAUGGUCUGGAAUUGGAUGCCUGUGCAAGAAUUCAUUUAAUCAAACACAACCUUAAUUGUCCAUAAAGAACAACUGAUAGCAUGUAGGCAUGAAAGAAAAUGUAAAGGGAAACAACAAGCUGAAUGAAGCAUGCAGAAACACAACCUCAAAUGUCUAGGCAAUGUCACCGUUUGUUCAGGAUUUGUUCAUGAGUCUGUUCCAUCGUAUCACAACGAUUAUUAGACGGGAGAUUGUUCUGUAAAUUGUGAACGUUUUUUCUAAAUACAUAGACAGGUCCUCAAUUUUUUUUACUGCUAUUAAAGCAUUUUUUCUCUCUUUAUUAACAAAAUAUAAUACUAGUUCCUGUAAAGUGGCCACAUGGUGGCUUAGUGGAUAGCACGUUUAAAAUAGUACUUUUGGUGACAUAACCGUAUUUAUUAGGGUUACACGAUGAAGACCGCAAGAAUCCUGACAGGUCAAGUAAAAAACUGAACCAUUAGAUUUAUUCCAGUUUAAAAAAAAAUAACUCAUUAUAUCACAAAUCACAAGGAAUUAAUACAUUUUGUAGUUGAAUUAAACCGACAGCUUAGUGUGUACUGUACUGUUACUUAUUUGAACUUGCCAAAUACAUGUGUAGGUUUGUAAUUACCAGAAAUAUACUGCUGGAAUAUUUGUUUCGGGUUAAUGUUGUCUAGUUUGCCGUGGUGGACAUGGCACACUGCAAUACUGUUCAGUCUCGCUUGUGUCAUCAUUGUUCUGAGCCAUGUUUUUAUUCUUCUGAGAACUCUGGUGGACCCAUGGGCGUAAAUCCCGUGGGGGACGGAGGGGACAUGUCCGUCCCCCCCCAAUCCGAGGGCUGUCCUCCCAAAAAAAUUUAUUUAAAAAAUAUCGCACUAUCUAUUGUGAAAAAUAUAUGUACAGUAUGUAUACCUAAAUAAUUGUGUAAGUAGAAAAAAAACAAACGCAAAAAAUGUUCACUGACGCACGAGUCAGGUGUGUGGCUCAAUUAAUGUUGAACUCCAUUAAGUAGGGGAUUUUAUUCGCUUUAAUUAAAGCGGACUCAUUCAUAAAUUAGUUGCGGCAAAAAUGCUGAUUACCGAUGUAAUUUCCCGUGAAUCUGCUAUAUUAGCGAUUAACAUAUUACUUAUCUAGUUAACGUUAGCUUGUUUACAAUAGCUUGUUGCAUAGUACACUGUAACUAACACGCCAAAGCCGUUUUGUUGGUUUAUACAUAGAGCAGUUGCUGUAAAGUGAUUAUUUGAUAAUUGAUUUUGUUACAAAACAUUACUUAUUUUAUAUAUAUUUUUCACAAUAACAGUCAUGUUUAUAUUUUAUUGUAUGUUGAUGGCUUAACUGUAAACAACACAAACAAUGCAAUAAAUUAGUUUUGAAGAAAAAUCUGCUGUCAGUGAACCAGAGAAAAUAACCGUAAUGACGCAUAAUGUCUCCAUGCUACAAUAAUAAUGAUAAAAGCAAAGUUUUUCACUGUGGGGACAUGUCUUUAUAAGUACAAUUAGACAGUAUUAUCUGUGUCCCCCUUCAAAAAUUGCUCAUGAGAAAUGUUAUAUUUAUUUUUUGAAAUUUACGCCCAUGGGUGGACCUGUGGUUGUUUGUAAGGCUCUAUCCUUCUAUGCUUGUGACCGGUAGCUGUUUGUGACUAGAAAUUGUUAUUUCCAGUGAUUAUUUUUGUAGAAAAUGACAAGGACAGAGGGGACUGGAGACGAGUUGUCAUGACUUAGGUUCGUAAACAGUAGGUCUUCUAGUAGGUCUUGGUAAGGAUAAGAUUAGUUUGAUCGGGAGGUGAGCAUGCGUUGUGCAUGUAAGCCAAUGACUAAUGAUUUUUUUUCCUCUAAAUGGUUUCUUGCUUGAAUCCUGCAUAUAAAAUCUGGACGUAAUCAAUGAUCUGGGUGCUGCCUCACUAAUGCUACACAAGGAGUGUUGGCUCCUGUUGUGCAGCAGCACACAAUAAAGUUGUGAAACCUUUUUACUUUUGCCCGUGCCUAUCAGUGUGAUACUUUAUACUUUAUAUUUCUCAAAACUCAAAACUUCCACAAGAAGGUGGUGUUUUUACACGAUUCUGCUUUUGAAACUUUUAGAUUCCCAGGGAGGCUUGUGAGCACUUGAGCAUUGAAGGCUGUUAACUUCUCCUCAAACCGCAAAAUUGGCCCUAAGCGUGAUUGGACUCGGGAGUUGACCGUGAGCCGAGCAAUUGGACACGUGGGAGGUGAGAUAACUGCAAAAAUAAUUGUAAGGUUGUAAGAGUUUUCAGAAAAGCAUGGUUAAAUUUAUUAGAGUGGCAUAGUAAAAUGAUACUGUGGGUGUCUCUGUGUAGAAAGAGCUGUACAGACAGGAUUUAGACCUGGAUAUGUCGACAGGUUAGGGACCUGUACUGUAUAGGCACCUAGUGCAUGGCCUAGAGAACAAAAACCUCUCUCGGCAUCAGCUGAUGACACUCGGACGGCUGGAAACAACCUGACAACGGUUUCAACUUGACCUUUCAAACAGGCCUCUCAAUUUAACUGACAUUCCUCUAAGGAUAUUAGCCACUUCAGUGCUAGAUCUAAAAGUGUUUCAGGAGCGAAACAUGGCUAGCUGGACUUUUAGAUUGUCCCUGUUCAGUUCUGAAUUCUGAUCAACAAUGUCACUCACUUUUCCAGUUAGUAGAGUUUCCUCUAACUUCUGCAGAACAUCUAGAUUUGGUUGAUUGAACAUGUCCCUAAGCUGAAAAUCAACACUAUCUAGAAUUUUCUAGAAUUUUGAUCUGUAAUGCACCACCAGUUACAGGACAGUGUGCUUGCUCGCCUUGGUAUUACCGGUAGCUUGUAUAAUCAUUCACAUCGCGUCUUGACAGAGAUUUGGCACUUCAUAGAACAGAAUAUACCUGCAGCCUACAUUACACCUUAUAGAAAAAUAAGGUCUGGACUCAUUGCAGAGAACGAGAUCUACUGUAUUAACCGUUUGUGUACCACAAAUUGCUCUAUUUCACAGAACGUGGUUGUGAAAAAUGUUUAAUCUUUUUAAACAUUUAAAUGUUUAUUGGAUUAAAUAAAUGUUAAAUAAAAUAGUAAAAAACUCAAAUUAUUGCUAGGGACAAUUCAGUGUUCCCUUGAUAUUGGUGGGGACAUGUCGCCUUUGUGUAAAGGUCAAACAAUAAGACUGAACUACAAAAUAAAUAUGCAUAAAAUUAAGCAAAACUUAACGCCAAUCCUAUAACGCCAAAUGUAUCAUAUUUGAUACAUGAGUUUCUGAGACUUGCAUUAUUAAUACUUUCCUCAGAAACCUGUUGUAUACAAUCUGAGACUGGUCUUCUGCCCCUAGUAGAAUUACCCAUGCUCUGCAGUCAGUAGCAGGCUUUAGGCCAGGGGUAUCAUACUCACAUUUGCUUGUGGCCACUGCUGAGAUUGACAUUAUGACAUUUACAUAAAAGAAAGCACAAUAUUUUUGGAGAUGUACUUUAUUUAACAUCUCGCAGGAGGGUCGUUGUAACAUUUACACAAAAAAAGCACAAUAUCUUUGGAGAUGUACUUUAUUUAAAAUCUCGCAGGAGGGCCAUUAUAACAUCUACACAAAAGAAAGCACAAUAUUUUUGGAGAUGUACUUUAUUUAAAAUCUCGCAGGAGGGCCAUUAUAACAUCUACACAAAAGAAAGCACAAUAUUUUUGGAGAUGUACUUUAUUUAACAUCUCGCAGGAGGGUCGUUGUAACAUUUGCACAAAAGAAAGCACAAUAUUUUUGGAGAUGUACUUUUUACUUGACCAUACUUAAAUUUAACGUUGCCAGAUAUUUACACACGUGGAGGUCAUUCUUUCAGGAACCGCCCCAUCGUGUCUUUGGUUUUAACUUUGAUUCUCUGAAUUUAGCCCUUAGCUCACAGUUGCACUGCAAGUCAUUAAGUUCCAUUUACAACAGAUUUUUGCUAUAAGCUGUGUUUUCAGUACCUCAUAAAAGUACAGUACAUCACCAUAUGCUGAUUCUAUUACUCUUAAAAAAUAUGAGAAAACGUAAAUGGCCGGCUGAGCAUUGUCAUUUUUGUGUGCGCUUUCCACAAGCGCAACAGAGUAAAAGUUUAGCUUUGCUGCGUAACUGAUCAUACAUGUCACUUGACAGCUCACCAAUCCAGCUCGCCAGCUUUCUUA